Cydia splendana is the source of this 1381-nucleotide messenger RNA. RefSeq names its product runt-related transcription factor 1-like. Gene Ontology annotation, molecular function: RNA polymerase II cis-regulatory region sequence-specific DNA binding; DNA-binding transcription factor activity, RNA polymerase II-specific; ATP binding. Bases 962 to 1381 code for a protein of 139 amino acids. The transcript is spliced from 2 exons. Gene Ontology annotation, biological process: regulation of DNA-templated transcription. The record is from RefSeq and is a predicted model, not a curated record. Lineage: Eukaryota; Metazoa; Arthropoda; Insecta; Lepidoptera; Tortricidae. Gene Ontology annotation, cellular component: nucleus.
UGAGAAUAAUUAGGAACGCUGGCUUUAUGGAUGUCUCUUUUCACUCAAACCGCAACGCCUAGAGCAGAAGAGCGAGACAUAUCUACAAAAUGAAAAAGCUCAUAAUAUUUCCCCCGCAACAAUGGAGCUAAACAAAAAUAUUUAAUGGCACAACUUUCUCACAUCCCGCUCGCACGCUAACUUAAACAAGCGAGUGUGAACAGGAUAGAGCCGUGCAUUUUCCCAACAAAUGAAGCGUGGCCGAACCGCAGAUUGACCGCAGAGAAGCGAGUGACAGAGUGACGGGCUCAGUCGUACACGGUCGGGCGGCGAGGUAGCACGCGCGCGCACGAUCUCAUCCGAGCACUCACGGACAUACCCGAAGUUGACGCAUCGGGAAACUCGGACGCAACAGCUGAUCGCGAUCGAGCCUCGCAUCGCCCGCGCACGCCUUGAGACUAUUUCUGAGAACUUUAAUCCGAAUGUCGUCAAAUUUGUAUAAAACUAGACGCCGAGUGAGUCAGCUAAGAUGACGAAAGUUAAACUGAAGCCUUGGCUUAGAAUGUGAACGAACUGAGGAAAAAUUGUUUGUUUAAUUGUGAGUUUAUGUGUUUGUUGUGUCCGGAUAAUAAUAUAAACAGACUAGUUAUAACAGACUUUCUGCUAUUUAAGACUGAAGUAUAGACAUUUUAAUUAAUUCCAAAGAAUAAUUAUCAAACAUAAAAACAAUACUCAUUAAAUCGGGAAAUAAACAAAAGACAUUAAACAAAAGAAUCCAAUUGGAAGUGCGCCAAACAUUACCAUAAAAAAAAACAAUUGGAGAAAGUAUCCCUAUACACAGAUCCAAUACCCAAACAGAGAAACACAAGGACUCGUCGUUAUCAGAAGUGCCGUGUGGUGAUACUGGUUAUCAAAAUACACAGACUAAUUAUACAAGACAGAGUAACAAAAAGACAGUGGUUUUUGUAGUGAUGCAGUGAGGAUGCACCUGCCUUACGAGGCGCGGGGCCGGCGCCGGCGGGAAAUGGACCCGGAGCCCUGGUGGCUGCAGUCCGUCGUGGACGAGACGCUAGCGGAGCACCCUGACCUCGUCCGCACCGGCAGUCCCGACUACAUGUGCUCGAUUCUGCCGCAGCACUGGCGCUCCAACAAGACCCUCCCCGGCGGCUUCAAGGUGGUGGCCCUCAGUGACGUCAUCGACGGAACGCUCGUCACCAUCCGAGCCGGCAAUGAUGAGAACUGCUCCGCCGAACUGAGGAAUAACACGGCGGUUAUGAAGAAUAGGGUCGCCAAGUUUAACGAUUUGCGGUUCGUUGGGCGGAGCGGGAGAGGUGAGUUCUUUCAUGGCUUAAAAGAUCAGACAUCAAAGGGACGCUGUGGUUACCAUCCGAGCUGGUUAUGA